Racocetra fulgida is the source of this 351-nucleotide messenger RNA. The record is from the annotation of a GenBank genome assembly. NCBI's taxonomy places the organism in Eukaryota, Fungi, Glomeromycota, Glomeromycetes, Diversisporales, Gigasporaceae.
AUGUCACAGAUCGUUGCUCAAGGUUUCUUUCUGGAAAUGUUUGCUACGUCUUUCUUAACCUUUGCUGUGCUCUUUAUUGCCAGCGAAUCAAGAAAUCAAGGUUUCAUGGGUCCAUUUGUAGUUGGUAUUUCCUUAUUCGUCUCAGCACUUUUGAAUCCUGCACGAACCUUUGGUCCUGCCGUAGUUUUCGGAACCUAUGGUAAUGGUCAUUGGAUUUAUUAUAUUGCUACCAUUGUGGGUAGUUUACUGGCUGCUGGAUAUUGGCAUUUGUUCGAUAAAUUGGAUUUUAAAACUGUAUCGAAAACCGGUGCUGUUGAAGACGAAAAACAUGACAUUGAUGAAGGCCCAAAG